GCAGGCAGCAUGUGAGCCUCAGUACAAGUUUAGUGGAUGACAAGACAGAGGAACAUUAGGCAGUAGCCCUCUAUGCACGCGGCUUUGUCACUGGAUACAGACGACUUCGAGGGUGUCCACAGCACCAGCAGCAGAACGCCCCUCCUACGAACCAGAGCUCAGAGUGAUCAGACCAGCUGCUUUAUGGACAUGGCCGAGCAGCAGCCCAACAUAGCAAUGGCCAACAAGAAGGCCCCCCCAAACGUGCGGCGUGUGGACUGGCUGCACUUUGUGCGCACGCUGCACCUGGAGCUCUUCCUAUUUGUGUAUGCCGUUUCGUACUCCAUGCGGCUCGUAAUGACCCAGGACCUGCUGCUCACCAAGGCCUGCUGGCAGCGGCAUGCCAUCAAUGCCAGUGCAUGUCGCAACCUCUCCUGGAAUGUUACCAUCAAGGACGACGUCACAAGGUACGCCAAUCUGCACAACUUGGUGCUUUUCCUGAUACAGUUUGUGCCAGCCGGCCUGCUCUCCAUUUUCGUCAGUCCCUGGAGUGACCGGUACGGCCACAAGAUACCGCUGCUCGUUGCCACUUCUGGCGGCAUCUUGCAGGACCUGACCACUCUCUUCUCAGUGAUGUACACCAGUGUUCCACUGUAUGCCACCGUCCUUUGCGCUAUUCCUAACGGCUUCAGUGGUGGUCUUGUAUCUGUGUGUGCAUCUGUCUACAGCAAUGGCACACGGACAGCCACGGCCGAGUUGAAGACUGUGCGUUUUGCUUGCAUCAUGACUGCGUUGACGCUGGGCUUUCAGCUGGGACUGUUUGUUGGAGGACAGGUGUUUCGAGCAGCUGGAGGAAACUACACGGCCAUCUAUGUUACGUCGGCCAUCCUGCUAGCAGUGAUGUUUGUGUGGAUUGGCUGGACGGUGCCGUUCAGCAAUCAGCUUCACCGCACAAGCAGAAGGGAGCUGGUGCGGGACCUGAUACGGCUGGACAACCUACGUGAAGGUGGGCAGGCAGUGUUUCGCCAACGCCCGGGCUACAACCGAGCCAAGCUGCUCCUGCUCAUGAUCUCCAUCUGGUUCAUUCUGUUCAACAGUGAAGUGACGGCACGCAACAUCAACUAUUUCUACACUGAGACCCGCUUCGACUGGAGUCCUGUUAAGUUCUCCAACGUGACGGCCUUUUUUGGCUUGGUGCAACUGCUGGCCACAGCCGUGUGCGUGGUGGUGCUCAGCCGGCUGCUGCAGGUUCGUGAUCUGGUGCUGGCCUGUCUCGGAGUGGUGGCCUUUGCUCUACAGAAUGCCCUCAAGGGCAUCUCCACACACGAAUGGAUGUACUACCUCAGUUAUGUCCUUGGGGCCCCUGGGGGAGCAGCAGGCAUCGGUAUUUCAUCUUAUGCCUCUAAGUUGAUCAGCCCUCACGAAGCCAAUCGUCAUUACUGA
Molecule: messenger RNA, 1422 nt
Organism: Rhipicephalus microplus (southern cattle tick)
Lineage: Eukaryota; Metazoa; Arthropoda; Arachnida; Ixodida; Ixodidae
Product: proton-coupled folate transporter-like
Biological process (GO): transmembrane transport
Cellular component (GO): membrane
Molecular function (GO): transmembrane transporter activity
Source: RefSeq, a predicted model, not a curated record